Nezara viridula (southern green stink bug) is the source of this 1127-nucleotide messenger RNA. NCBI's taxonomy places the organism in Eukaryota, Metazoa, Arthropoda, Insecta, Hemiptera, Pentatomidae. The record is from the annotation of a GenBank genome assembly.
AGAUAACUUGCUGCCUAAAUAUAGUUAUAGUAUUUAGUUUAUAAUCUAGUCAACAAAGAACAAUGUCUAAUGAAUCUGUAAUGAAUAAAUAUUUUGCCAUUUAGAAGGUUGUGAACGGAUAGUUUCAUUGUUGAAAUAAUUUCAAACUCAUAGUCCCACAAAAAAAAAGUUUGCAUUGUUUUUUUUCUAGCUAACCGAUGAAAGUAAACAGAAAAACAGUCUCCAAAAGUUGCACAGAAGUGAAUGGAAUCAUGAAAAUUAUUGGAUACGGAACCGGUGCAACAAUCUACAGAGUUGUGAAAAAUCCUAGUGGCACAUCUGGGAGCAUAGCUUUAAAAAUGAUGAACAAAAGACCUCAUAGAAGCAAUGUACUAUAUCAAAGACUUCUUAAAGAAGCAGACAUUUUAAAAAGAAUAUCACAUCCGAAUAUCGUCACUUACAUGGGCUGCUUGACAUUUAAAGAUAGAAAAGUACUGCUGAUGGAAGAGCUGGAACAGAGCUUAGGAGACUAUAUCGAAAGGCUUCAAGGUAACGGUCGAAGAACGAUGUUAUCUGAAUACAUAUGUCGAGUACUGCAAGGGGCAAGCAAGGCUUUGGAUUAUCUGCAUACAGAAAAGUAUUUACUGCAUGGUGAUAUUAAAUCUCACAAUAUUCUGAUAAAAGGAGAUGUGAGAGUGGUAAAGUUGUGUGACUUCGGCCUCAGCAUAAGCCUGCGGAAAGACGGUACUGCUGACGUGCAGAAGUACGUCGGCACGUUGUGCUGGGCUGCACCUGAAGCUGUAGAUGUUGGACCACUCACUACCAAAGCUGAUAUCUUCUCUCUAGGUAUGGUGGUUUAUGAAAUGCUUACCUUGAAAGUACCUUUCUUUCAUUAUUACCGCAUCCAGAAAGAAAGAAAUUCAAAUGAAUUUGAAGAGGAAUUAACAGAAUCUGAAUGCGGUUGCGGACUGCGUCUUUUAUCCGGAUUAGACAGAGAGUAUUAUUCCUUCGUCGAGAUCUUCCGGUGGUGCACUGAAGAGGGAUACAACGCAAGACCUUCUGCAAUGGAACUUCUUCAAGUUCUCGAGUCCAGUGAGUUCUCUCCUUUGAGGAGGAAUACCAAAACAUCAUCAUUAAUUGAGAGCUGA